Messenger RNA from Glarea lozoyensis ATCC 20868, 378 nucleotides. Its product is annotated as RING/U-box. Lineage: Eukaryota; Fungi; Ascomycota; Leotiomycetes; Helotiales; Helotiaceae. The coding region runs from base 1 to 378 and encodes 125 amino acids. Gene Ontology annotation, molecular function: cullin family protein binding; zinc ion binding; ubiquitin protein ligase activity. Gene Ontology annotation, cellular component: nucleus; anaphase-promoting complex. The record is from RefSeq and is a predicted model, not a curated record. Gene Ontology annotation, biological process: anaphase-promoting complex-dependent catabolic process; protein ubiquitination. The transcript is spliced from 4 exons.
AUGGCAGACGUAGAUAUGACUGAUGCCCCAUCUGGGUCAACGGCGCCAGUCAAAAAGGCAACUGGGAAAUCCAAGGCUUCUGGAGGAGAUGGUGCUGAUGGAAAGAAGCGUUUUGAGGUCAAGAAGUGGAACGCCGUCGCUUUGUGGGCUUGGGACAUUGUUGUAGAUAACUGCGCGAUCUGCAGAAACCAUAUCAUGGACUUGUGUAUUGAAUGCCAGGCAAAUCAAGCAUCGGCGACGAGCGAAGAGUGUACCGUUGCCAUGCUUUCCAUUUCCACUGCAUCUCUCGAUGGCUUAAGACGCGUCAAGUGUGCCCGCUGGACAACAGAGAUUGGGAAUUCCAGAAGUAUGGUCGAUAAAGGACAGGCAGAUGGAUGA